Linum trigynum is the source of this 249-nucleotide messenger RNA. NCBI's taxonomy places the organism in Eukaryota, Viridiplantae, Streptophyta, Magnoliopsida, Malpighiales, Linaceae. The record is from the annotation of a GenBank genome assembly.
AUGAUUGGCUGGCAAGCCCCGACCCAGGGGUGGGCUUGUUUAAACAUGGAUGGAUCAGUGAUGCUCAGUCAAGGAAGUGCAGCAGCGAGAGGAGUGCUCCGGAGUGAUGAAGGCCGCUUUGUGAGAUGUUUUAUGGUGAACCUUGGUGGUGGCUCAAUAACUCAUGCGGAAUUAGCUGGCAUCGACUAUGGCUUAAGACUGGCGUGUUCAGAUAGACUCGGCUGCAACCAUUGCUUUUCUUCAAGGUGA